AUGAAUAUUCUGUUAUUUAAGCGCGAGCAUGGUCAUGGUGGACAGUCAAGCGACACAACUUCGCAAGGGUCCCUUUCUAGUACCGCGCUUCCUGAAUCUCCAGGACUUUUAGAAGGGAAGAUUCUCCCCAAAUUGCCUACUCCUUUUGCCAGAAGUCUCUCCACCAUUCCUAGUUAUGAGCAAAUGAAGCGUACUAAGAAAUUGCCCGAUUACCAUUUAAAAAUAGUCGUUGUGGGGGACGGUGCCGUUGGGAAGACGUGCCUUUUAAUAUCUUAUGUGCAGGGGACUUUCCCGACAGAUUAUAUCCCAACUAUUUUUGAAAAUUAUGUGACAAACAUAGAGGGCCCUAAGGGCCAGGUUAUAGAACUAGCGCUGUGGGACACUGCUGGUCAAGAGGAGUAUAGUAGACUCAGACCGCUCUCAUACACAAACGCCGAUGUCCUAAUGAUUUGUUACUCUGUAGGCAGCAAGACAUCAUUCAGGAACGUGGAAGAUCUUUGGUUUCCGGAGGUCAAGCAUUUUUGUCCUUCUGCGCCUAUCAUGCUGAUUGGCCUGAAGUCAGACCUAUACGAAGCUGAUGACCUCUCAGAUUUGGUGGAUCCUGAGGAGGCCGAAUCUUUGGCCAGGCGGCUAGGGGCGUUUACCCAUGUCCAAUGCUCAGCUCGGUUGAAAGACAACGUCAAUGAAGUUUUCGAAACUGCCAUACACACAUUGCUAUUUGAUUCCCUGUAUUCUAAGGAGCCUUCAUAUACAAUCAAAAAUCCGUUUAAGAAAUCUUCAGCCAAGUCAAGUACAGAUUACUCUGCUAGGGAUACUAGCAUUUCCAUUUCUAAAACAAAAGGGACAAGAAAAGUUAAAUGUAUUCUGAUGUAA
Molecule: messenger RNA, 873 nt
Organism: Saccharomyces eubayanus
Lineage: Eukaryota; Fungi; Ascomycota; Saccharomycetes; Saccharomycetales; Saccharomycetaceae
Gene: RHO4
Product: Rho family GTPase RHO4
Exons: 1
Coding region: 1-873 (290 amino acids)
Biological process (GO): small GTPase-mediated signal transduction
Molecular function (GO): GTP binding; GTPase activity
Source: RefSeq, a predicted model, not a curated record